AUGUAUGCGCAUGGAAUCCGUCUCCUCCUCUCCAGGAGGCAGUCAGUAGCAGAGACCAAGGAGAAUCACCGCUGGGCGCAGGAUAUCAUAGAGGCGGAUAUUAAGGGCCGGUGGGUCGUGCAGCGGGAGAUUUUAGUUAAAGGGGAGGUUCAGAGUCUAUGUAUUGAAUUAAUGGUGCUGGGCAUGGAUGGGGAGCCUGAUUUUGGGGGCUGUGAGGCUGAAGGAAAGGGCAACAAGGUGGAAAAGAAAGAAGGCCAGCUUGCUGCUUACAAGGCCGAACUCCAGCGUCUAAAUGAUGACUACUGGCAGCAUAAGCAGCAUCUCUGGCGUCUGGAGACGAAUACUCCCCUGGGAGCAGUGGGACGGGCCUAUGAAGCAUGCAGACAGAAGCCAAAUUGGUAUCUUUCUGAAUGGCUUUGCAGGGAUUGUGCUGGGAGGGGUAGAUGCUAUAGACGGAAAUGUGGGUGUUGUGAGAAAGCCCGGGAGACUGAGCGGGAGUGGAAACAUGGGCACUGUACUAGUGCAUGUCGGUGUUGUAUUCAGAGUAAAGAGUGCUCUACCCAGGACAAGGUGACGGUAGAGGACGAGCUGGAGGUUGUGCCAUUUGAUCUUGUUGCUUACAAGACUCCGUAUAAUGUCCGGAUGUUUCGUGAGUAUAUCUGGGGUAUGGGUUGA
Aspergillus glaucus CBS 516.65 is the source of this 675-nucleotide messenger RNA. RefSeq lists its product as uncharacterized. The record is from RefSeq and is a predicted model, not a curated record. The coding region runs from base 1 to 675 and encodes 224 amino acids. NCBI's taxonomy places the organism in Eukaryota, Fungi, Ascomycota, Eurotiomycetes, Eurotiales, Aspergillaceae. The transcript has a single exon.